Molecule: messenger RNA, 1879 nt
Organism: Nothobranchius furzeri (turquoise killifish)
Lineage: Eukaryota; Metazoa; Chordata; Actinopteri; Cyprinodontiformes; Nothobranchiidae
Gene: txlng
Product: taxilin gamma
Biological process (GO): regulation of cell cycle
Molecular function (GO): syntaxin binding
Source: RefSeq, a predicted model, not a curated record
GUGCCGCAGUGCACGGCAUGAAGACGUAUCGCUGACCGUGUAAACCAAUGUCUGUUGAAUAUCCAACAUCCAACUUCAAGCUAACUUCACCGCGGUGAAAAACCGUUUCAUUCAGUUAUCAGCUACGCGUCAGCAAUGUCGUUUUAUUUUGAAAAGCUCAAACCGGAAAAUGUAUGCGUAAGUUAGCUGGCGGCUAAGGCUAUCCUGCUAAUCGUGUCCUCUUGCUUACGACCAGAGAGAACAGUUGAAACAUUCAGAUUUUGAGUGCUAAUGGAAACGACAGGCGUGUGUGAGCUGGAGCUGCCCAACAGGAGGAUUGUGAGUGGCAGCAAUGAUCCCCCUGACCUGGACAGCCCAUGUCAGGAGGAGGUUGCAGGCUUUCAUUUAGACUUGUGCUGCUCUGGAGAGAAGAGAGGAGAAACCCCAGGGAGAGAAGACAGUCCUAGUGACCUGGGAGAUGCAGAGCUGGACCACAGAGGAGAUGCUAAGGCUGGAGAGGACAAGGCUUUCGGGAAGGAGGUUGGUCUUCUGAUGCAAGCUCUGAAUGCUCUAACCACUCCAGAGGAGAAGCUAGCUGCUCUGUGCAAGAAAUAUGCAGACUUGCUGGAAGAGAGCCGCUGCAUGCAGAAACAGCUGAAAGCCUUGCAAAAGAAGCAAUCUCAGAUAAUAAAGGAGAAGGUCCAUCUACAGGGCGAUCACAGCAAGGCCAUCCUAGCACGCAGCAAGCUGGAGAGUCUCUGUAGGGAGCUGCAGAGACACAACAAGACACUGAAGGAGGAGAAUGCCCAGCGGUCCAGAGAGUAUGAGGAACAGCGUAAGGAGGCCAUGCUUCACUUUCAGAUGACCUUGAGUGACAUCGAAGUGCAGAUGGAGCAGCAUAGCUCACACAACUCCAAACUGAGGCAGGAGAACAUGGAGCUGGCGGAGAAGCUGAAGAAGCUCAUUGAGCAGUAUGAGCUGAGGGAGGAGCACAUAGACAACGUGUUCAAACACAAAGAGUUGCAACAGCAGUUGAUGGACGCCAAGCUGCAGAGAAUCACUGAGAUGAUGAAAGAAGUGGAGGAGAAGCAGCAGCGGGAGAGAGAGUUUCUGCUUAAGGACGCCACAGACUCGAGACACAAGUGUGAGAUGAUGAAGGAGCAGGAAGUCCAACUCAAACAGCAGCUCUCUCUCUACAUGUACAAGUUUGAAGAGUUUCAGACCACUUUGGCCAAAAGCAACGAGGUCUUCACCACCUUCAGACAGGAAAUGGAGAUGAUGACAAAGAAAAUCAAAAAGCUGGAAAAGGAGACGACUCAGUGGAGGACCAAGUGGGAGAGCAACAACCAGGCGUUGCUGCAGAUGGCAGAAGAGAAGACUCUGCGCGACAGCCACUUCAAGGCCCUGCAGGGGAAGCUGGAGCUGCUGGAGCGACUGUGCAGAGCUCUACAGAAAGAGAGGAACGACCUGAGCAACCGACUCAGCCUCCUCCAGGAGCAGGGAGACAACCGGACCUCCCCCCCCUUAGAUCAGCAGCAGGAGCCUUCGGCCAUGGACCAGGAGGAUCGGGAGGAGGAGGAAGACUCUGAGGAUUCAGAACAGAGUGAGGAUCUGGAGACUGGUGGCAUACAUGAAGUUCCCAAGUUGUCUGAGAUGGAAGCCACACAGGUUGCUACCAUGGAAACGGCUGCUGGUCCACUUACAGAAACCCAUGACUCGCCUCAGGACUGAGUCAUCUCACCUGGUGAGGCAGGUGUGGUGGACGGUCCAGCAGCGUCGGGCCAGAACAACACCGAAGAAGCUUUCCUUUGGCUUUUAUUAUUUUUUAUUCCUGUUUUCUAGAACCUGAUCUUUUCUGCGUUUCAUCCAAUAAAGUCAUGUUAAAGAAACGUCAUCCUUA